Messenger RNA from Podarcis lilfordi (Lilford's wall lizard), 172 nucleotides. The record is from the annotation of a GenBank genome assembly. NCBI's taxonomy places the organism in Eukaryota, Metazoa, Chordata, Lepidosauria, Squamata, Lacertidae.
GUUGUCCAUGUGUUGAUGGCAACUGCCAUGAAUGUGACUUACUUGUGGCUAGACCCUAUGGAAAGAUUUUGGCGCUGAACAAGGUCAUUAUUAAGUCCUAUGUGAAACCUCCCUUUCAUCUCCUGAGAAUUGUAGAAAAGCAAUGCCGCAGAACUGUUAAAAGAAGGGAUGG